AUGCCGGAAACAUUCACAGUCCACUACUUCGCAACGGCAUCCCAAUACACCUCCAAAAACACAGAAUUGCUCCCCGCGCCCUUGAAACUAUCCGCUCUGUUUGGCGAACUCGAGCAGCAAUAUCCUGGCAUUGUUCACAAGGUCCUGUCCACUUGUGGUGUUAGUUUAAAUGGGGAGUAUGUUGAUAUCGAGGAGGAUGGGGAGAUUCUUAUCCAGGCAGGGGGUGAGGUGGCUGUUAUUCCGCCUGUGAGUUCGGGGUAG
Penicillium expansum is the source of this 261-nucleotide messenger RNA. RefSeq names its product MoaD/ThiS family protein. Gene Ontology annotation, cellular component: cytosol. Bases 1 to 261 code for a protein of 86 amino acids. NCBI's taxonomy places the organism in Eukaryota, Fungi, Ascomycota, Eurotiomycetes, Eurotiales, Aspergillaceae. Gene Ontology annotation, biological process: Mo-molybdopterin cofactor biosynthetic process. The transcript has a single exon. The record is from RefSeq and is a predicted model, not a curated record.